UGUUUUUUCUACUCUUUGGUCUUCGAUCCGGUGCAGAAGACCCUUUUGGCCGAUCAGGGCGAGAUCCGAGUCGGAUGCAAAUACCAAGCGGAAAUCCCGGAUCGACUGGCGGAAGGUGAAUCGGAUAAUCGGAAUCAGCAGAAGAUGGAGAUGAAAGUUUGGGAUCCGGACAAUCCCCUGACGGAUCGGCAGAUCGAUCAGUUCCUGGUGGUGGCACGCGCCGUCGGCACCUUCGCUCGCGCCUUGGAUUGCAGCAGCUCCAUCCGGCAGCCGAGUCUCCACAUGAGCGCCGCCGCCGCUUCCCGGGAUAUCACGCUGUUCCACGCCAUGGAUACGCUCCAACGUAACGGCUACGACCUGGCCAAGGCCAUGGCGACGUUGGUGCCGCAGGGCGGGCCGGUGCUGUGCCGCGAUGAGAUGGAAGAGUGGUCGGCGUCGGAAGCCAUGCUCUUCGAGGAGGCGCUGGAAAAAUACGGGAAGGAUUUCAACGACAUCCGGCAGGAUUUUCUUCCAUGGAAGUCCUUGGCCAGCAUCGUCCAGUUCUACUACAUGUGGAAAACAACCGAUCGCUACAUCCAGCAGAAGCGGCUGAAGGCAGCGGAGGCGGACAGCAAACUGAAGCAAGUCUACAUCCCCACUUACACGAAGCCGAACCCCAAUCAGAUCAUCUCGGUGGGCUCCAAACCGGGCAUGAACGGCGCCGGAUUCCAGAAGGGACUGACGUGCGAGAGCUGCCACACCACCCAGUCUGCCCAGUGGUACGCUUGGGGUCCCCCCAACAUGCAGUGCCGCCUCUGCGCCUCCUGUUGGAUCUAUUGGAAGAAGUAUGGAGGGCUGAAGACCCCCACCCAGUUGGAGGGAGCGGCUCGCAGCGCCUCGGAGCCGCACUCUCGGGGUCACCUCUCGCGCCCCGAAGCUCAGAGCCUCUCGCCCUACACGACGAGCGCGAGCCGCGCCAAGCUCUUGGCCAAGAACCGGCAGACCUUCCUGCUGCAGACCACGCGCCUCACCCGCCUGGCGCGGCGCCUCUGCCGCGACGUCCUGCAGCCGCGCCGGGCCGCGCGGCGCCCCUACGCCCCCAUCAACGCCAACGCCAUCAAGGCCGAGUGCUCCAUCCGCCUGCCCAAGGCGGCCAAGGCUCCUCUCAAGAUCCACCCUCUCACCCGCCUGCCGCUCGCUGCCAUCGUCAAGGAGCUCGCGGCCCAAGCGCCCCUAAAGCCGAAGACGCCGCGGGGAACCAAAACCCCCAUCAACCGGAACCAAUUGAGCCAAAGCCGGGGCCUGGCGGGACUGGUGGGCAAGCGCGGCUACGACGGCGGUGGCGAUGGCCACCGACCCCCCCGAGUGCGGGUCGGGGCGGGGCUGCCGUUCUCGGCCAACGGGCGCCCUCUGGCUGCGGGGCUGCGCGCAGCGCCCCCUCCCGGCACCAAACGGCAGCGGCUCAACCCGGCCGAUGCGCCCAACCCGGUGGUGUUCGUGGCCACUAAGGACACCAGGGCCCUACGAAAGGCGUUGACCCACCUGGAGCUCCGCCGCGCCGCCCGCCGCCCCCACCUCCCCCUCAAGCUGAAAGCGGGGCUCCCCCUGCGCCCUGGGGGGGCCCCUCCCGCACCCCCCCACCCCGCCAGCACCUCCGAGCCCAUCGUCCUGGAGGACUGAGCCCCUCCA
Cuculus canorus (common cuckoo) is the source of this 1668-nucleotide messenger RNA. RefSeq names its product metastasis associated 1 family member 2 (gene MTA2). The record is from RefSeq and is a predicted model, not a curated record. The coding region runs from base 145 to 1659 and encodes 504 amino acids. Gene Ontology annotation, molecular function: histone deacetylase binding; transcription corepressor activity; sequence-specific DNA binding. Lineage: Eukaryota; Metazoa; Chordata; Aves; Cuculiformes; Cuculidae. The transcript has 13 exons. Gene Ontology annotation, biological process: negative regulation of transcription by RNA polymerase II. Gene Ontology annotation, cellular component: nucleoplasm; NuRD complex.